GGAUUAGAACCCGUGACUUUCUGACUCCCGGCCCUGUUCCCUAGCCACUGAGCGGAGGAGGCGGCGGCAUGAGCAGCGAACGGGGCAAAGCAGCAGGGUUCCCGCCGUCGCUACAGAUGGCAGUGACGUUUGAAGACGUGGCUGUCUACUUGUCCCGAGAGGAGUGGGAGCGGCUGGGCUCGGCUCAGAGGUCCCUGUACAGGGAUGUCAUGCAAGAAAACUAUUGGAAUCUGGUGUCUCUGGGUCUUCCCAUUCUCAAACCAGAGGUGAUUGAUCGGCUGGAGCAAGGGGAAGAACCCUGGAGUAAAGAUUACCUCAGCACCGGUGAACAGGAAAUGUUGGAAGGCCUUCCUCCAGGAUACGGAAGGGAAAAUACAGAGGAGAAAGGUGUGGUGGAUAAGAAACCUCAAGAGAUGCCCGCAAGGAGAUCCAGAGGAAGCCACUUUUGGAAUCUCGAGCAGGGAAAAGCCCGUAGGAAUCAUGGCAGAUUGGAAAAGCAGAGGGGAAAACGGCAGGAGACCCCCACCCCCCACACCUGGGGCCUAGGGAAGCUCUCCGUACCCCCCAGUAAAGCCAGCGCCGAGGAGAAAGCCUACAUAUGUAGCGAGUGCGGGAAAAGUUUUACCCAGUGGUCCAACCUCACAAAGCAUCAGAAAAUCCACUCGGGAGAGAAACUCUACAAGUGUGUGGAUUGCGGGAAACGGUUCAGUUACAGCUACUUGUACAUACAGCAUCUGAGAACCCACACCGGAGAAAAGCCCUACAAAUGUCCCGAGUGUGGGAAAAACUUCAGCGAGAACUCCAACCUCAUUCGACACAAGAAAACCCACAGAGGCGAGAAACCCUACACGUGCACCGAAUGUGGGAAACGGUUCACCGUGAACUCGUCCCUGCUCACCCACCGGCGAAUUCACACAGGGGAGAAACCUUAUAAAUGUUCCCAGUGCGGCAAGAGCUUUACCCAUAACACGACACUCAUCGAACACCAGAGGACCCACACGGGAGAGAAACCCUAUAAAUGUUCCGACUGUGAGAAAAGCUUCAUCCAGCGUUCGGACCUGAUUAAGCAUCGGCGCACGCACACUGGCAAGAAGCCCUAUAAGUGUCCUCAGUGUGGUAAAAAUUUUAGCCUCAGCUCCAACCUGCUGAGGCACCAGAGACUUCACACCGCCGAAAAGCCCUAUAAGUGUCCAGAGUGCGGGGAUGGCUUUGGCCAGAGAGCUGAGGUUGCCGAUCACAUUGAGACCCACAGGUUAGGGAAGGCCCUUUCCGGAACCGGGUCCCCAGUGGGACCUGGGCUUCCGAGGUCGCUCUCAUCCGUAGAGGGACCCAGGCCGCUCCCCGUCUCCCGGUCAUAGCAGAGAUUCGUCUCACGUCCCAUCUGCCUCCUCUCUGGCCCGGCCGUGGCAGGAGGAAAUGAAGGCAUCAAGGGAUCACUCUCAUAAUGCAGUGAGGCUUGGCCACGGCCAUAUACAGGAGGAAAAAAGGGGUGUGUGUAGAUACAUAUAAUAUGUGUGUAGAUACAUAUAAUAUGUGUGUGUGUGUGUGUGUGUGGCAUAUAUAUAUAUAUAUAUAUAUAUAUAUAUAUAUAUAUAUAUAUGCCAAAUAUUGGGGGAAAGAACAUUGUGAAUUGCCAAAUGAAGCCUGGUCACUAAACACAAUCCUUUCUUUCCCUCACGUGAACACUUCCCUCACCCCCUCCAAAUCUCCCGGUCAGAAACACCGACUAAGCCACCAUUUUGAACAUCAGCAGGGUGGAGAAAAUCACUUCCCACCUCAAGGUAUGAGGAAGACCAAAACACAGAAUUCCCUUGGUGACUUAUUCAUGGUCUUAAGAGGUUCUCAGAAGACUGCAGUGUGUGGAACCCAAACAACUCCUGCCUGGGGUUCCGUUUCCAAGAAUUCAAGGCUGGCUGUCAAAGCCCCAGAGACCCGUUUUGUGUGUAAACUCCUGGAAAGAUCUUAAAUCUUCAUUAUCUCUCUUCCCUCGGUAUUGGGGAUUUAGGUGAGACUGGUAGGGUGUGUCAUAACUCCCUUAGGGUUAGUAGUGAUGAUGAUGAUGGUAUUUGUUAAGCACUUACUAUGUGCCAAGCACUGUCCUAAGCGCUGCAAGAAGGAGUUUGAAUUCCUUGUUGCUUUUAGCUGUCACCAACUAUCUUUAGUCCUCUAUUUCAUCUCACUCAGGCACCUAAGUCAGCCACCUGUCCAGUCAGAUGAUUAAGAACGAGAAAGCCAGGGGUUAAAGGAAUGCCUAGCGAAGGGGGUAUAGAGCCAGUGGGACUAAGGCUCUGAAUUCAGGUAGGCUCCCCUCGGCGAUACCGGAGAUUCCAAGCUGGGAACCCUGUUCUGCCCAACAGAGAAGCAGUCGAUCGUCAGCCCAGGCUGCGGUAGCUGUGGCUGUUGAGGGGAUGUUUGGGUUUGGGGGCUGCAUGGGAUAAAGGCAGGGCUGCCUCACGCCCGUCACUGACAUGGUUCCCAUUUUCCCAACCACUGGGACAAGGACUCCUUGGUGCCAUGCAUUGCUAUCGCCUAGUCUUGAUGGAAAUCUCUUGAGCCGGUCCGGAACCAAGGCCACGAAAGGAGACGGCCGGAUAGCGGAAGGUAGGGAGUUAAACCUGGGUGUUUUGUGGUACUGUCCGAACUGGAAAACCCGAGAGGCCGGGAAAGCCGAUCCUGACUUGGUGAUGGAGAACUACCUCUCCCAAACACCCUGGGGGAACACACCUGAUCUCUGCCCUCACGGUUUGGGGUGGAUUAUGGCCGAGUGAGUCCUGUGGUCGUCCAAUAAACUCCCCGGUGUUUGACUACUGAAUUUGGAGUCCCAAGUCGGUGCCUAGUGCCGUGCUCUGCGUAAAAUAGGUCCUCGAAAUCUGUAGCUGUCCUGGUUUUGAAGAAGGCACCACCAACGGUGAGAUACUCUAGUUAGUACUGAUGGUGGUGACCGUUGUCUGGAGCCACUGAGGUAUGGCCCUGCCUUGGAAGGAUUUCUCUGGUGGAGUCUAAUCCAGAUGACCUUCCAGAGUUCUGUUUUGGGUUCAUUUCCCCUUCAGGUCAUUAGGGGUGUGUGUUCAGGGUUGGAAGUGUGUUCCACGAUUAAUGGGGAUUAGUUUCCCAGCAGUCUUUCCUGAUCCUUGCCUCUUAACACAAAGUGUCUACCCUGCUAACUCGAUGGAUCCAUCAGGGGAUUUGAUGUCGACAUUUUUGUGUGCCCUGGCCUUCCCAAGUGAUCGAGGUAAGAGGCUGCUUGCCGGAAUCCGAUUCUCUCACGCCCUUCAAAGUUGGAGCCGUGGUCGGAUGUAGAGGCCACUGCCGGGAUCACUAAACCGGCCUGGAGGAAAACCUGGGAUUUUCUUUUCCCUCUGUUGCCUCUCAACACCGGGCAGGGCCAGUUUAUUAAUAAUAAUAGUAAUAAUUGUGAUG
Molecule: messenger RNA, 3420 nt
Organism: Ornithorhynchus anatinus (platypus)
Lineage: Eukaryota; Metazoa; Chordata; Mammalia; Monotremata; Ornithorhynchidae
Product: zinc finger protein 34-like
Exons: 4
Coding region: 69-1358 (429 amino acids)
Biological process (GO): regulation of DNA-templated transcription
Source: RefSeq, a predicted model, not a curated record